Molecule: messenger RNA, 12155 nt
Organism: Pelobates fuscus (common spadefoot toad)
Lineage: Eukaryota; Metazoa; Chordata; Amphibia; Anura; Pelobatidae
Gene: DNAH7
Product: dynein axonemal heavy chain 7
Exons: 64
Coding region: 69-12056 (3995 amino acids)
Biological process (GO): microtubule-based movement
Cellular component (GO): dynein complex
Molecular function (GO): dynein intermediate chain binding; ATP binding; dynein light intermediate chain binding
Source: RefSeq, a predicted model, not a curated record
ACGAAUACUAAGAGGAUUUCAUGUUCUAUAAAAGAAAUCUAGGAUUCUAGGGGAACUACUGCUCGGCCAUGGAUCAGCCUUCAAGACCCACCAAAGCGAAAUUACCAAAGACUUCGUUAGGAUUUUUACCACCACUGCCUGAGGUCACCUCAAAACCUCCAUGGAAAAACACUCCAUCUUUUUUCCUUGAACGAGAUGUAAAAAAGGACGAGCAGAAAGAUGUUAAUGAACUUUUUGACGUGAAACCCAAGUUGGUAGAAUUGCCUUCCCAUGUGUCACCACGUUUUCAUGAUGCCAGACCAUCUUAUUCAAAAAUGCAGAGCAGUUAUCCCAAUCCGAAGAAAAGUCGAGAAAAAUUCCGGAGUGCGCUUGUUGAUAUCACCAUGCAAAGAGAUGUUGCUACAAUCCAGUCGUUUCAGCUUGAUCCCACUAAUCAGCCACAAGCAAAGCCAUCUUCUUUGGAAAAAGAUAUUUUGCGGUACAAUUAUUACAUAAGACAUGGUAUUGACAAAGAACAUAUUGCACCAAUGGAGAACUUGUGGCUAGAAAAUAUUUUAAAUUUGGUUCCCAAACGUCUGAAGGUUUACAAGGAGACCAUUGAUGGCCUUUUAGAUGAAGUGGAAGAAGAUUAUCUAAUUGGCGUCAAGAAAGCAACUGUUGAUUUUGUAUUAAAAGACCCACAGGAAAAAGAUGAGGAUAAGAAAAUUGAUCUUCUACCCCAUCGUAUGGAAAUACAGAUUCUGCCAAAACCUUGGAAAAAUUCAUUUUUAGAAAACCAUGAAUUCAUAAAGAAGAAUUUGAAUUCCAUUAAUCCAGUAAUGGCUGCUGUUUUGGAUUUGUGGUAUUCCUCUUUUACGAAACUACGGCUGGUUGAUACUGAUGAAUUUCACAAUCGUCAAGACUCAAUGGAACUUAGCAUCUUUCAAAAUCUUGUAAUUCGACACAUUGAUGCCGCCACAGACAAAUUACUUUCAAAGUGGUUUACAGAAGUCCUUAACAUUUUCUAUCAAGGAAAUAAGAAAAAGCAAAUUCCCAGUGACCGCAACCCUAGAAAACUACAAUCUUUUUUCAGCUGCAUCGCCACAUUAAUGACUGAACAGCUGCAACGUCUUGCUCUGGUAUCCAUGCAGGACUAUACAGAUUUAAUUGUGCAACCACCAGACUCUAUCCGUGCUUAUGAACAUCCUGGCUUCAUAAUGAGACUGAUUCUUGACAACGUUUCUAUCAAAUUUGAACCUGAUUUUGUUGAUUACGAUAUUGUCCUGUUGAAUACUUAUGACAUAAUGAUUAAAGCUGUUAAUCUUGUCCCAAGAGUGGAGACUAAGCUUUUUUCUGCAGGGACUGAUCAGUCCAAAUUUACUCUAAAACCAAUAAUUCCUGACGAUAUCUUACAAGAACAGAAGAGGAAAGUGAAAGAAUAUGUUGCUUCAGAGAGCUUCUUACCAAAAGAGCAUUUAAAAUUGUAUGAUAAAUACAAUAUUUUAAUUAGCAAACAGGCAGAUUUGGAUGUAGAUCAAUUCUUGGCUGAAGAUCAUACAUUUGAAGAGAUUAUGAGAGAGGUUAAGAAAUAUGAAAUACUUACAGAUGAAAUACAAUACACUUCCAGAAAGUUCAUUCGUUUAGGCAUGUUCGAACUCCACUGUGAUGAAUUGAUCCGAGCUCUGGUCAAACGUUCAGAGACUAUUUGUGGAAAACUGGUAGCAAAAAUGCUCAAAGAUCACCAGGAGACCAAUAAGAGGAUAUGUAAUGACUUUGAGCAAAUAGCAGAGAAGGCACUAAGCACACCUCCAAACACCAGUGAGCUCAUGGAAUUGAAGGAAUACAUAAAGAAGGUUGAAGCCCAAGAUAUGCUGGAUUUGGAUCAGAAACUAGUGGAGGCUAAGAAUCGAAUUAUUUUCCUGGUAGACUACAGCAUAUUUUCACCUGCGGAUAUACGGUUGAAUAGCAAUACUUUUCAGUGGCAUGAUCGCAUGGGAGACAUUUUUGAGGAACACAGAAAAAUAGUUAAAGAGAAGACAGAACAAUAUCAAGAGGGAUUGAAAGUUCGCUGUGAGAGGUUUGUGGAAGAACUGGACACCUAUUCCAAGCAGGUGCUUGAAUUUAAAGCAUUUGGUGACUUUCAGGAGGUCAACAAAUAUCUUAAAAAGGCACAAGCACUGAAUUCAAAACUAGACCAAGCAGUUGAAAAGGUGGAUCAGCUGAAUGCAGAAGAAGAAGCAUUUGGAUGGUCAGCUUCCCAAUAUCCUCAAAGGAAAAAAAUUCAAGAUACAUUGAAUCCAUAUCUGCGACUUUAUGAGAUUAUAGUUGAGUUCAGCACCAAGUACAAAGACUGGCUGGAAGGUCCUUAUUCUAAUGUUAACCCUGACGGAGUCGAACAGGAUGUGGGAAACUAUUGGAGAGCACUUUAUAAACUUGAAAGAACAUUUCAGGACUCCCCAAAUGCCCUUUCAUUGGCUUCUAAAAUCAAGGUCAAAGUGGAAGAAUUCAGAGAGUACAUGCCUCUUAUCCAAGUAGUUUGUAAUCCUGGGCUCAGAGAUAGGCACUGGGAAGCUAUGUCUGCUAUUGUUGGCUAUUCAAUUAAACCACAACAGAGCACCAAUGUCCACAAUUUUCUAGAUAUGAAUCUCCAACCUUUUCUUGAAAAAUUUGAAAGUAUCAGUGAAUCUGCUAGCAAGGAAUAUUCACUUGAGAAAGCAAUGGAAAAAAUGAUUUCAGAGUGGGAUAAAGUAGAAUUUACUCUACUUCCUUAUCGUGAAACUGGAACAUACAUUCUUUCAUCUGUGGAUGAUAUACAGAUGUUACUAGAUGACCACAUUGUCAAGACACAGACCAUGAGAGGUUCUCCAUUUAUUAAGGCUUUUGAGACAGAAAUCAGGGAUUGGGAAGGUAAACUGUUGCUUCUACAAGAAAUCCUUGAUGAAUGGCUAAAAGUCCAAGCAACCUGGUUGUACUUAGAACCCAUAUUUAGCUCCCCUGACAUCAUGGCACAGAUGCCAGAAGAAGGCAGGCGUUUCACUACAGUAGAUAAGACAUGGAGAGACUUAAUGAAACUGGUACUUUUGGACAGAAAUGUUCUCACUGUGGUAACAAUUGAAAAAAUGUUGGAAAAAUUCAAAAAGUCGAAUGAAUUUCUGGAGCUUAUUCUUAAAGGACUCAAUGACUACUUGGAGAAAAAACGGUUGUACUUUCCACGUUUCUUCUUUUUAUCUAACGAUGAACUCCUUGAAAUUCUGUCAGAGACAAAAGAUCCUACACGAGUACAACCACACUUGAAAAAAUGUUUUGAAGGAAUAGCUAAAGUGGAAUUUACAGAUGUCUUGGAUAUCACACACAUUAAAAGCAGUGAAGGAGAGGUGGUCCAACUAAUAAAUACAAUUUCAACAUCUAAAGCUAGAGGUCAAGUGGAAAAAUGGCUUCUUGAACUUGAAUCUUCAAUGAUCAGUUCAAUUCACAAGGUUAUUGGUGAAGCCCUUGAAGCUUACCCCAAAGCAACUCGAAUAGACUGGGUGAGGGAAUGGCCUGGACAAACUGUCCUUUGCGUAUCUCAGUGUUUCUGGACUCAAGACGUUCAGCUGUCUAUCAGAAAAAGCCAAGAGGCACUUGAGGCAUACUUGGAACAGAAUAAUAAGCAAAUUGAUGAUAUUGUAGCAUUGGUACGAGGGACAUUGUCAAAGCAGAACCGUGUGACACUUGGAGCUCUUGUGGUAUUGGAUGUUCACGCAAGAGAUGUCCUCUCAUCUCUGGUUAAUAAACGAGUUUGCGAUGAAAAUGAUUUUGAAUGGUUAAGUCAGUUGCGAUAUUAUUGGGAGGAAGGACACCUUCAAACAAAGAUGAUCAAUGCUGGAUUGCAAUAUGGAUAUGAAUAUCUUGGUAACACCCCAAGAUUGGUUAUAACACCUUUAACAGAUAGAUGCUACAGAACUUUAUUUGGUGCUCUCAACCUUCAUCUGGGUGGAGCUCCUGAAGGCCCUGCGGGAACAGGAAAAACAGAAACCACCAAGGAUCUUGCAAAAGCCGUAGCAAAGCAAUGUGUUGUUUUCAAUUGCUCAGAUGGGCUGGACUACCUUGCGUUGGGAAAAUUUUUCAAGGGUUUACUGUCCUGUGGAGCCUGGGCUUGCUUUGAUGAAUUUAACAGAAUUGAUUUAGAGGUGCUCUCCGUAGUAGCUCAGCAAAUCCUUACCAUCCAAAGAGGCAUCAAUACAGGAUCUGAUUUAUUAAUGUUUGAGGGCACUGAAUUAAAGUUGAAUCCCUCGUGUGCUGUAUUUAUCACUAUGAAUCCCGGUUAUGCAGGACGUUCCGAGCUCCCAGAUAAUCUCAAGGCACUCUUCAGGACAGUGGCCAUGAUGGUACCUGAUUACGCAAUGAUAGCAGAAAUUGUUUUAUAUUCCUGUGGCUUUGUCACGGCCCGACCAUUGUCGGUGAAAAUUGUAGCAACUUAUCGUCUCUGUUCAGAGCAACUAUCGUCCCAGCAUCAUUAUGAUUAUGGAAUGAGAGCUGUAAAGUCAGUGCUGACUGCUGCAGGCAACCUUAAGCUCAAAUAUCCAACUGAAAAUGAAGAAAUUUUACUUCUCCGCUCUAUAAUUGAUGUAAAUCUUCCCAAAUUUUUGGCUCACGAUUUGCCACUCUUUGAGGGAAUAACAUCAGAUUUGUUUCCUGGAGUGAAAUUACCCAAAGCUGACUACAUUGUCUUCAUGGAUGCUAUCAAGGAAAACUGUGACCGUAUGAAUCUGCAGAUGACCAGCUUCUUUGCAGAGAAGAUUUUGCAGAUAUAUGAAAUGAUGAUUGUGCGACACGGAUUUAUGAUUGUUGGAGAACCUUUUGGUGGAAAGACAUGUGCUUACCGUGUCUUGGCAUCUGCUUUGAAUGACAUUUGCGAAAAGAACCUGUUGGAUGAAAACAAAGUGCAAAUCACAGUGUUAAAUCCAAAGUCUAUAACCAUGGGUCAACUUUAUGGACAGUUUGACCCAGUUUCCCACGAGUGGUCAGAUGGAAUCCUAGCUGUCAGCUUCAGAGCCUUCGCCUCUUCAACAACUCCAGACAGAAAAUGGCUCAUUUUUGAUGGACCUGUAGAUGCUGUUUGGAUUGAAAAUAUGAAUACAGUAUUAGAUGAUAACAAAAAACUGUGUUUGAUGAGUGGAGAGAUCAUCCAGAUGUCACCACAAAUGAGCCUCAUCUUUGAACCUAUGGAUCUAGAAGUUGCUUCACCUGCAACAGUAUCCAGAUGUGGUAUGAUUUACAUGGAACCACAUAUGCUUGGAUGGAAGCCUGUUAUGGUAUCUUGGCUUAACCUCUUGCCGUCUGGUCUCAGCAAAAUGCACAAAUCAUUUAUUGAAAGACUGUUUGACAGAAUGGUUCCUCCUUGUCUUCAAAUGAUCAGAAAAUGUGCUAAGGAACUGUCUCCAACUUCUGACACAAAUUUAGUACAUUCCCUAAUGAAUCUCAUGGACUGCUUGAUGGAUGAAUUUGCAGAUGAAUCUAAAUUCCACAAUAUGAAUGAGCGUGAAAUAUGCUCAUGGCUGGAGGGUAUAUUUUUGUUUUCAUUGAUCUGGUCUGUUGGGGGAAGUUGCAAAGAAGAUGACCGACUUAAGUUUGAUAAACUUGUCAGAGAAAUCAUAGAUGGACCACUCAGUGAGGAAACAAGAACUCGAUUUAAAAUUCUACAUCCUGUGGAUCCGCCAGAAAAGCCAUUCACUGUUCCAUUCCCAAAAGAAAACACAGUUUAUGAUUAUAGAUUUGUCAAAGAGGAUGUUGGAAGAUGGGAAUUAUGGACAGAAGGUCUUAGUUCAGCACCGCCAAUUCCCAAUGAUAUGAUGUUUAACGAAAUCAUAGUGCCAACUUUGGACACCAUAAGAUAUACAGUACUGAUGAAUUUGCUGACCACCCAUCAAAAGCCCGCUGUUUUUGUAGGUCUAACUGGCACUGGCAAAAGCACGUAUAUUAUUGACUUCUUGUUAAAUCGUUUGGACAAGGAGACAUACAAACCUUUGCUGAUCAACUUCUCGGCACAGACUACAGCAGCUCAAACGCAGAAUAUCAUCAUGUCCAAAUUGGAUAAGCGGAGGAAGGGGGUGUAUGGUCCCCCACUUGGAAAGAAAACGGUGGUAUUUGUCGAUGAUGUAAACAUGCCUGCACGAGAGGUUUAUGGUGCUCAGCCUCCGGUAGAAUUGCUUCGUCAGUGGUUAGAUCACUGGAACUGGUAUGACCUGAAAGACUGUACAAUGAUCAAGCUGGUUGACAUACAGAUUAUGUGUGCUAUGGGUCCAGCAGGUGGCGGAAGAAACCCAGUCACUGCCAGAUUCCUUCGACAUUUUAACACAGUUACAAUUAAUGAAUUUGACGACAAUUCAAUGUAUACAAUAUUCUCCAGGAUUCUAGACUGGCAUCUUACAAUACGGUAUAACUUUCCAGGAGAAUUUGCAGCCUUGACACCUCAAAUUAUACAUGGAACUAUGGCAAUAUACAAAGAAACAAUGAAGAAUCUCUUGCCCACACCAGCUAAAUCUCACUACCUAUUCAAUCUCCGUGACUUUUCUCGAGUAAUUCAGGGAAUUUGCCUAUCACGACCAGAAACAUCAGAUUCUCCAUUGUUAAUCAAGCGCCUGUGGGUCCAUGAGGUCCUCAGAGUUUACUAUGAUCGCCUUGUGGAUAAUGGAGAUCGUUCGUGGCUUGUUAAAUGCAUUGAAGAAGUAGUAAAGAGUCACAUGCGUGAAGACUUCCAUCAACUCUUUCAACAUCUAGACUUUAACGGUGAUGGCAAAGUGGAGGAGGAUGAUUUGCGUAGCUUAAUGUUCUGUGAUUUUCAUGACAUUAAAAGAGAAGACUUAAAUUACAGGGAAAUAAAUGAUGUCGAUAAACUGCGUUUAGUUGUGGAGAGUCACCUGGAUGAAUUUAAUAACAUUAGCAAAAAAACAAUGAACCUUGUGCUGUUUCGUUUUGCAAUUGAACAUAUUUGCAGAAUUUCACGUAUUUUGAAACAGCCAAGAAGUCAUGCCCUUCUGGUUGGUGUUGGAGGGAGUGGACGCCAGUCUGUCACUAGAUUAGCUGUCCAUAUGGCUGACCAAAGACUAUUCCAGGUUGAAAUUUCUAAAGGUUACGGAAAUGUUGAGUGGCGUGAAGACUUGAAACAAAUUCUAAGGAGGUCUACAGAGGGUGAAAUGCAAGGUGUAUUUUUGUUCAGUGAUGCCCAGAUCAAAAAGGAAUCUUUCUUAGAAGACAUUAACAAUUUACUAAAUGCAGGAGAGGUGCCAAACCUUUUUGCACCUGAUGAAAAGCAAGAAAUAUGUGAACGGAUGCGACAAAUAGAUCGUCAGAGGGAUAAAUCAAAACAGACUGAUGGAAGUCCUUUAGCUCUAUUUAACUUAUUUAUUGACCGAUGCCGAGAUCAGCUCCAUGUGGUUCUAGCCAUGAGUCCAAUUGGAGAUGCUUUUCGUAAUAGGCUGCGAAAAUUUCCAGCUCUUGUUAACUGUUGUACGAUCGACUGGUUUCAGUCCUGGCCAGAAGAUGCACUUCAAGCUGUUGCCACACGUUUUUUGGAGGACAUUGAGAUGUCAGAUGAAAUUCGAAAUGGGUGCAUUGACAUGUGCAAAAGUUUCCACACAUCUACAAUUACAUUAUCUGAGAAAUUCCGCUCCGAACUUCAAAGAUACAAUUAUGUGACACCUACAUCUUACCUAGAGUUGAUCUCUACAUUUAAAACUUUACUGCAGAAGAAACGAUCAGACGUUCUGAAAAUGAAAAGAAGAUAUGAGGUUGGUCUAGAGAAGCUGGAAUCUGCUUCAUCUCAAGUGUCAACCAUGCAGGGUGAGCUAGAAGCUCUGCAGCCUCAGCUGAAGGUGGCAAGCAGAGAGGUUGAUGAGAUGAUGGUUAUAAUUGAACGAGAAUCCAUAGAGGUGGCCAAGACGGAGAAGAUUGUGAAGGCAGAUGAAGCUGUGGCUAAUGAUCAGGCUAUGGCUGCCAAGGCAAUCAAGGAUGAAUGUGACAGUGAUCUAGCACAGGCAUUGCCCAUUUUGGAAUCAGCUUUGGCUGCACUUGACACACUUACUGCACAAGACAUCACGGUGGUGAAGGCUAUGAAGAGCCCUCCUGCUGGAGUUAAGCUUGUUAUGGAGGCAAUUUGCAUUUUAAAAGGUGUGAAACCUGACAAAAUGCCAGAUCCAUCUGGCUCUGGGAGAAAGAUUGAGGAUUUCUGGGGACCAUCAAAAAGAGUAUUGGGCGACAUGAAAUUUCUUCAGUCACUACAUGAAUACGACAAGGAUAACAUUCCAGCUGCUUAUAUGAGUAUCAUUAGAAAGAAUUACAUCACAAAUGCCGAGUUUGUUCCAGAUAAGAUUCGCAAUGCAUCAACAGCAGCAGAGGGACUUUGCAAAUGGGUGAUUGCUAUGGAUUCCUACGAUAAGGUGGCAAAGGUAGUGGCUCCAAAAAAAAUAAAAUUGAACCAGGCUCAGAGUGAGCUUAAGGUUGCAAUGGAGGGUCUAAAGAAGAAGCAAGCAGCUCUGAAGGAGGUACAGGACAAAUUAGCUAAACUUGAAGAAAAGCUUGAAGAAAACAAACAAAAGAAAGCAGACCUUGAGAAUCAGGUUGAUUUGUGCAGCAAAAAGCUUGAUCGUGCAGAACAGUUGAUUGGAGGUCUGGGUGGAGAGAAAACAAGAUGGAGCCAAACCGCAGCAGAACUUGGACAACUUUAUAUUAAUCUCACUGGAGAUAUCCUUAUAUCAUCAGGAAUUGUGGCUUACCAAGGAGCAUUUACGUCAAGUUACCGGCAGAUGCAAACAAAAGAAUGGACCUCAAUUUGCAAAAGUAAAAACAUACACUGCUCAGAAGAUUUUUCUCUAUCAAGCACUUUAGGAGAACCUGUAAAAAUCCGAGCAUGGAAUAUUGCUGGUCUACCUUCAGACAAUUUCUCCACUGAUAAUGGAAUCAUUAUUUCGAACGCGAGACGGUGGCCUCUGAUGAUUGAUCCACAGGGUCAAGCAAACAAAUGGAUAAAGAAUAUGGAAAAGGCCAACAGCCUUCAUAUUAUUAAGCUAAGUGACCCUGACUUUGUGAGAACUCUUGAAAACUGCAUCCAGUUUGGUACUCCAGUGUUGCUGGAAAAUGUUGGAGAAGAACUCGAUCCCAUUCUAGAACCUCUUCUGUUAAAGCAGACAUUUAAACAAGGAGGCAGUAUAUGCAUUAGACUGGGAGAUUCCACCAUUGAGUAUGCACCAGAUUUUCGGUUUUACAUUACAACUAAACUCAGGAAUCCUCACUAUUUACCUGAAACGUCUGUUAAGGUCACUUUGUUGAAUUUUAUGAUCACGCCUGAAGGGAUGCAGGACCAACUGCUGGGAAUUGUUGUAGCUCGAGAAAGACCUGAUUUAGAAGAAGAGAAGCAAGCAUUGAUUCUUCAGGGAGCAGAAAACAAAAGGCAGCUAAAAGAAAUUGAAGACAAGAUACUAGAAGUACUUUCAUCUUCAGAAGGAAACAUAUUAGAAGAUGAAACGGCCAUUAAAAUAUUAUCUUCCUCCAAGGCUCUGGCAAAUGAAAUUUCUGAGAAACAAGCUGUGGCUGAGGCAACGGAGAAGAAGAUUGAUGCCACUCGAAUGGGCUACCGCCCCAUCUCAAUCCAUUCUUCAAUUCUGUUUUUUUCCAUUGCUGACUUAGCCAAUAUUGAGCCCAUGUACCAGUACUCUCUUACAUGGUUCAUUAAUCUUUUCAUUAUGUCAAUCGAUAACUCAGAGAAGUCUGAUGAUUUACAGAAAAGGCUUGGAAUCCUGAAGAAUUAUUUCACAUUUUCUCUCUAUACAAACGUUUGCCGCUCACUAUUUGAAAAGGAUAAGCUGCUUUUUUCCUUCUGCUUAACAGUAAAUCUUUUGAAACAUGACAAGCUGAUUGAUGAAGAAGAAUGGAAAUUUUUGCUAACUGGCGGCAUUGGAUUGGACAAUCCACACUCCAAUCCUUGCACGUGGCUACCCCAGAAAUCAUGGGAUGAAAUUUGCCGCAUAGAUAAUAUGUCAGGAUUCAAAGGCAUCCGCAAAGAUUUUAUGAGAUUAAAAGAUGGAUGGAAGUCAGUCUAUGAUAGCUUGGAACCACACCAUGAGGCUUUUCCUUUAGAAUGGCAAGAAAAAGUGGGUCAGUUCCAAAGGAUGCUCAUCAUCCGAUGCCUAAGGCCUGACAAAGUUAUACCUAUGGUUCAAGAAUUUGUUACUGAACAUUUGGGAAGACCAUUUAUUGAGCCUCCUCCAUUUGAUCUUUCCAAAGCAUUUGGCGAUAGCCACUGCUGUGCCCCAUUAAUUUUUGUGCUGUCUCCUGGUGCUGAUCCAAUGGCAGCCUUAUUAAAAUUUGCUGAUGAUCAGGGUUUUGGGGGCUCAAAGAUGAGUUCUCUUUCUCUUGGGCAAGGGCAAGGACCAAUUGCUCUCCGCAUGACUGAAAAGGCUAUAAGAGAAGGUAGUUGGGUUGUUCUUCAAAAUUGUCACUUAGCUACAUCAUGGAUGCCCAUGCUGGAGAAAGUCUGUGAGGAGCUGAAUCCUGAAACUACACAUCCAGAUUUUCGCCUCUGGCUUACAAGUUAUCCAUCCCCAAACUUCCCUGUGUCUGUACUACAGAAUGGAGUGAAAAUGACAAAUGAGGCACCUAAAGGCUUGCGUUCUAAUAUAAUUCGCUCAUACCUGAUGGAUCCAAUCUCGGAUGCAGAGUUCUUCGGAGCUUGUAAAAAGCUUCCGGAGUUCAAGAAAUUGGUGUUUGGCCUGUGCUUCUUCCAUGCUUUGGUUCAAGAAAGACGUAAAUUUGGUCCUCUCGGAUGGAAUAUCCCUUAUGAAUUCAAUGAGACAGAUAUGAGAAUUAGCGUACAACAACUUCAGAUGUUUUUAAAUCAAUAUGAUGAGGUACCUUACGAUGCUCUUCGAUACAUGACUGGAGAGUGCAACUACGGAGGGAGAGUAACUGAUGAUUGGGACCGACGUACACUGCGCACUGUUCUCAACAAAUUUUACUGCUCACAUAUAAUUACAAAUCCUGACUACAAAUUCGAUUCCAGCGGAAUUUACUAUUCACCACCUGAUGGAGAUUACAACUAUUAUAUUGAAUAUACCAAGAACCUGCCAUUGAAUCCUUCCCCUGAGAUUUUUGGCAUGAAUGCUAAUGCGGAUAUCACUAAGGAUCAGUCAGAAACCCAGCAACUAUUUGACAGCAUCCUCCUCACUCAGUCACGGGCUUCUGGUGGUGGUGGAAAAUCUACAGAUGAAACGGUUUAUGAAGUGGCUGCCGAUAUCCUGAGCAAGCUUCCCGCAAAUUUUGACAUUGAAGCAGCAAUGAGGAAAUACCCAACCACAUACACACAGAGUAUGAAUACUGUGCUUGUCCAGGAAAUGGGUCGCUUUAAUAAACUUCUUGCUACCAUAAGAGAUUCUUGUAUCAACAUACAGAAAGCAAUUAAGGGUCUGGUGGUUAUGUCCUCUGAAUUGGAGGAGGUAGUGAUCAGCAUUCUAAAAGGCAAAAUUCCUGGUAUGUGGAUGAAGAAAUCCUACCCCAGCCUAAAACCUCUUGGCAGUUAUGUUAAUGACUUCCUCGCCAGGCUAGCAUUUUUACAGGAUUGGUACGAGAAUGGAAUACCACCAGUCUUUUGGGUAUCUGGCUUUUUCUUUACGCAAGCCUUUCUAACAGGGGCACAACAGAAUUAUGCUCGCAAGUACACUAUUCCAAUUGAUCUUCUGGGGUUUGACUUUGACGUUUUAGAAGAUAAGGAGUACAAGCAUCCACCAGAGGACGGAGUGUACAUACGUGGUCUUUUUCUGGAUGGUGCACGCUGGGACAGAAAGAAAAAAAAAUUAGCAGAAUCUUAUCCCAAGAUCCUUUAUGACACAGUACCAACGAUGUGGCUGAAGCCUUGUAAGAGAUCAGACAUUCCACAGAGACCGUGUUAUUUGGCACCCGUUUAUAAAACCAGUGAAAGAAGAGGGACCUUAUCUACUACUGGACACUCUACAAACUUUGUUAUUGCAAUGACUCUCCUGUCUGACAAAUCUCCAGAACACUGGAUUGGAAGAGGUGUAGCAUUACUAUGCCAGCUAAAUGCAUAAAACAUAUGUUUGUUACUUAGUCAGUGGCAUUCGUUACACAUUAUGCGUAGGUUGCCUAUGACAGUUGCUAUAAUUUGUUGUAUAUGGUUUGAUUCAGAC